GUUAUUCGUGGAAAGAAGACACGAUUAAAGAAAUAAUUGAGAUUAUCAUUUUGUUGUGCUAAGUAAUUUCUUCAGGGGAAUAAAAUGUCUCAAAAGCGGUAUAAUGAAUGGGAUGUCAACCUCUUUUUAACCUUUUCGAAGAUAUUUCCGGUUUAAUAACCAUAGAACUUACUAUUUGAGGGAAAACAUUAAGGCACACAUGAGAAAUUGGAGAAGUUAAGACGAGUAUGGCUUCAGUUGUAAUAGUGUCAAUCAUAUCCACAAAUACAUUCAUACAUAUGUAUAUAAGGAUUCAAGAAUUGGUCUGAAUUUAUUUUAUCAUAUUUCGAUGCAACCUUGCGUUCUCUUUUUAACCCAGAUUUUCAUUUGUAUCAUUAACGAAGCAGAGUGUGAUUUUUACGAUUAAUUUUAAAAGAUAAUUAUGAGCUCCUCUCAAAAGUUGGAAUCAAAUUUUAAAUUUGGAGACGAUGAUGAUAAGCUGCCAAAAGAGUUUUUUAAGGAAGUACAUAAAGUGGUAGAAAAUGCGGUAUUUUCUGAGCUAAUUUUAGAAGAUGAAGUAAAACAAUCAUUAUGCGACGUAAAAUCCGAAGACGAAUUUGGCAACCCAUUUUAUGAUAAUGAAGAAAAUCCAAUGCCAACGCAAUUUAAAGGAGAAUACGAAGAUACCGAAUAUAUUCUGGAGUUCGACGAAGAUGAACUUAAUUUAGCGGAACCGAGGCGUAAAAAAUCGAAAACUUGUACAGAAUUUAAAGCUCCCAGUGGACGUGUUUGGAGUGUUAAUAGAACUGCUGCAAUAGAUUCAGUUGCUCAACUGCAACCUUUAGGAAAGGGACCAGCAACAAAAAUUAAAAAUGCACUCGAAGCUUGGUGUUUACUUCUGGAUGAACGCAUUUUGACGAUCAUUACUUCAAAUACAAAUGAGGAAAUUCGAAAGCGUAAAGGAAAAUCAUCGUUUGAAAAGACAACAGAUAUUGUAGAGUUGCGUGCAUGGAUGGGCCUAAAUUACCUGUGUGGUAUAUUUCGUAACACUACUCAACCGGGCCCUCUAAGUGAAUUGUGGACAUUGGAGUUGGGAAAUUCAAUUUUUCGCGGUACAAUGACAUUGAAACGAUUUGAAUUUUUAACAAACUGUUUAAGAUUUAGCACACCAGUAGCCAGAAAAGGCUGUCUAAAAAACUACUUAGAUAUCCAAGAUGUGUGGGAAAGAUUUCUUGCUAACUGUCGUUCGUACUAUUCGCCAAGUGGUAACUGUGCUGUGCAUGAAAAUUUUAUUGAAAUGAAUGACAGCAAUAGUAGUAUUCAGCUAACGAUUUUAAGUGAUUCUAAAUCCUUAUAUUUAUGUAACGCGUUAAUAUCGAAUCGAAUGACUUCAAAAAAGUCACAAGAGCGAGCAGUUCUUCAUUUAGUUACCGAUCUUAAAGGCAGCCAGCGCAACAUCGUUCUUCCUGAGGAAUAUACAAAUACGAAUUUGGUAUCAGAACUAAAACAAAGAAAUCUUACCGUAAUUGGCUGUUUGGGGAGUACGUCUGAAGAAGUUCCGGUGGCUAUUUUAGUAAAUAAAGCCUCGCAAAAAUUAUAUUCCGACAUUGGAUGCUUGAGACGAUUAGGUUCAGAUAAUGAAUCGUUUUUAUUAUCAAGUGAGUUUUCCGGUAAUGUGGCCGUGGAAACGCUCUUUGAACUUAGCACUCGUUCAUGUCAAAAUUUUAAGCAAGCCGUUGAAUUAUUUAGUACGAGUUACUCGGCAAAUAGCGAUCUCUACGUUUGGUCCCUAAAUUUAUUUUACCGUAUUAUGAAUUUUGCUGCAUUGAAUGCCUGGGUUCUUAUGAGACUAUCCAGAUCCAGUACCGAAAAGCAGCCAACACAACGUGAAUUUCAAAGAAAUCUUGGAUUAUAUCUCACACAACUACAGCUAAAACGGCAACUGCAAGAUAAGAGCAAACUUACGUUACCCCAAAAACUCCAAAUAAGUGAAGUACUGGGUGAACCGACACAAAAAUUGCUUGUAAAUGCUUGUGAAGAAGUUAAAAAGAGUUCGGCUAAAGGUAUCGUCCCACUAAAAAAAUUGAAUUUGCCUGAUGGCCUUGUGCUUAUGUCUAAGACAUUAGAGCGGCGAAAGCGUUGCGCUAUUUGCACUAAAUAUCAAACACGUUCGCGUUGCCAGCAAUGUUUACGGGCACUUUGUUAUCGUCAUUUGAUAGCUCGUUGUAAUGAUUGUAUGGGAUUCACAGAUCUUGCAGAAACAUAGCCAUUACAAAGCAUGCUCCUUAAUUCAUAACUUAACUAUUUCUUUUUAAACGUUAAGCGAAUAAAAUUAACAAAAAUUUAAUUUAACA
This is a messenger RNA of Ceratitis capitata (Mediterranean fruit fly), 2333 nucleotides long. Its product is annotated as PiggyBac transposable element-derived protein 4. Bases 422 to 2245 code for a protein of 607 amino acids. The transcript has 2 exons. NCBI's taxonomy places the organism in Eukaryota, Metazoa, Arthropoda, Insecta, Diptera, Tephritidae. The record is from RefSeq and is a predicted model, not a curated record.